This is a messenger RNA of Staurois parvus, 325 nucleotides long. The record is from the annotation of a GenBank genome assembly. NCBI's taxonomy places the organism in Eukaryota, Metazoa, Chordata, Amphibia, Anura, Ranidae.
UAGGGGGCACUGAAAGGCAGCUCAGAUGGGCACUUAUGUGGCAUUGAUGUGCACUGAUAGGCACUGAUAUGUGACAUUGAUGUGCACUGGUAGGCACUGAUAUGACUUUGAUGUGCACUGAUAUGUGGCACUGAGAGCUGGCACUGAUGGACACUGACAGCUGGCACUGCUGGGGCUACACUGAAUCAUCAGGGCACACUGAUCAUCAGUGCCCUGAUGAUCACGUGACAGCUCGAGAGGAGAGAAAUGCCGAUAACCGGCAUUUCCCUGUUUACAUGUGAUCAGCUGUGAUUGGACACAGCUGAUCACAUGACCGAGCUGACAU